AUGUCCAUUUUUUAUUUAAUCCAGCUGUAUAAAAGUGCGGGAGAAGAUGUCAUCCAACUGUUUGAUCUUUCUGUCAUUCCAAAAAACCACGCCGCUGAUAGUUCUGAUGACAGCUCUGGCUCUUUGCCGUCUUUGAUAUAUAGAGGUAGAAGUGAUUCUAUACUCUCGCUGGGCACCUUACUGUACCGUAUUGCACACAGACUCUCUCUUUCAAUGUCAUCCAAUAGCAGGGCAAGGUGUGCAAGAUUCUUCCAAAAAUGUAUCAGUUUCCUAGAUGAGCCAGAUCAUCUGGUGGUGCGUGCACUUGCUCAUGAACAAUUUGCGAGACUCCUGCUUACAUACAACGAGGAGGUGGAGCUGACAUCUGCAGUGCUUCCAAUGGAGUCGGAAGUUACCAUUUCUGAUGCAGAAGAGGAGUCAUUUGAGCUUGCUAGUGGGUUGCCUGCAUCUAUCGUUCAGGAUGUUGUAUAUCCUCCUGUUACAGCUGUCAAACAACUAGAAAGUCCACAAUGCCUGGAACUUUUCACGCAAGAAUGUUCUGGUGAUGCGCCAUUCAAACAGUAUGUAUCUUCACCCGAACUGACUGAAGUGUCCGAUGAGAUGAAGGAGAACGAGAAUCCUCUAUGCAUUGAUGAGAAUGAUGUUUCAGUCCCUAAUUUUCCGAAACAAUCAGACGAUGCUGUGCAGUCUGUGGGCGAUCCAUUAUCGUCUAAGCUGGCUGCUAUACACCAUGUCUCUCAAGCCAUCAAGUCCCUUAGAUGGACUCGACAACUGUACUCUUCUAGAAUGGAACCAAACCUGGAAAAUGAAGAAACCGAGAACAAUCUGUCCCCGUCCAUGGAUUUUUCUGUCUGCGCCUGUGGGGAUCCUGACUGCAUCGAAGUUUGUGAUAUUCGGGAGUGGCUCCCUACAUCGAAGUUGGAUGAGAAAUUGUGGAGACUUGUCCUGCUGCUUGGAGAAUCUUAUCUCGCCCUUGGCCAGGCUUAUAAAGAUGAUGGCCAGCUGUACCAAGCCUUGAAGAUUGUGGACUUAGCUUGCCUGGUCUACGGUUCAAUGCCGCAGGACACAAUGUUUAUCUCUACUAUGGUGUGGACCGGCUCAUUUGCCCACUCGAAUAUGAACGCUCAAAGUGAAGAUAUGACAAACUCCUCCACAUGCGGUGAUGUUUUGUCUUUCGAUGGCCUGUCUUCUAAUUUACUAUUCUGGGCUAGGGCUUGGACGCUGGUUGGGGAUGUUUUUGUUGAGUUCUACUUGAUGAAGGGUCAGGAGACCUCGAUGCAGACGCAGAGGAAAGAAUGUGCCAAGGACCUAAAAAUGUCACGUGAGGUAGUAAAGGAGUUUGUGAGGCUGAAAAAGAAGAUGGGGAAAUUUAAUCAGAACUGCCAAUCGUGCUCUCUUAUAAACUGCAGUUGCAGGAGUGACAGGGCAAGUAGUGGUAGUAGUGCCAGCAGCAGUGGUAGUGGUGCAUACUCGUCAAAUUACAACAAGAAACAGGGCAAAAAAGCAUAUGGCAAAGCCAGCUUGUACGCUCGUAAUAGUGACUGUGAAGGUAGUGUCUCGCAGAAAGUGGACGCCAGGAAUUUUCAUGGUGAAGAAAGAAUUGGGAAUGAAACUUGUAGGAUUGCGGAUGCUAUGGAGGAAAUGGAACUCACCGGAUCUAAAGAAGAUACAGCUCCGAAAAGCUAUUCCAAAGAAGAGUCAGCAGCUAGAACUGGCGGUAUAUUCAAAUACUUGAGGGGUUCUAUAACCAAAGAUGUGGAUUAUAACCUGUCUGUUGCUUGGACUUGUUACGAGGCAGCUCUCAUGGCCAUGCUUGGACUUCCCGCUAGUUCAAUGGAAGUACAGUCUGUACUUAAGAAGAAAGGAUGGACGUGCAAUGAACUAGGACGUUAUCGACUGGAAAUGAAAGACUUGUUAAAGGCCGAAGAUGCUUUCUCGAAGGCAAUUGAUGCGUUUAAACAAGUGGGGGAUUAUACGAACGUGAUCUUGAUCAACUGCAAUCUAGGCCACGGGCGCCGUGCACUAGCGGAGGAUAUGAUCCCGAAGAUCGAAAAUCUCAAGCAACACGCAGUUUUCCAAAAUGCAUAUGUGCAUGCACUUGAGACCGCCAAGUUACAGUACAGUGAAGCCCUCCGAUACUAUGGAGCAGCAAAAACGGAGCUAAAUGCCCAUGGUGCCGAGAAAACGGGUCCCACUCCUGGAGAUCUCAAGAAUGAGGUGUACACACAACUCGCUCAUACACAUCUGAGGCUCGGCAUGCUACUUGCAAGAGAGAACACUGUUGCCAAGGUUUGUGUCUUUGAAGACGGCUCUAUUUCUGGACUUGGUCAAAGUCAGUUCGAGCAUGUGAAUCAUGAAAUCUCGGCAAAUGAUGCAAUACGGGAGGCUCUGGCGAUGUAUGAGGCACUGGGUGACUCGCGAAAGCAGGAGGCUGCGUAUGCACAUUAUCAGCUGGCUUGCUAUCAACGGGACUGCUGCUUGAGGUUUUUUGGCUCGGAUCAAAAGAAGAAUAAUUUGGCUAAAGGGGACAAUAACGGUGUGGUUCAUAAGGUUAAACAGUAUGCCUCACUUGCAGAAAGGAACUGGCAGAAGUCGGUUGAUUUCUAUGGGCCCAAGACGCAUCCCGUGAUGUUCCUCACCAUUCUUGUUGAUAGAUCGGCUUUGUUGUUUAGCCUGUCGAAUUAUCUUCGCUCGAGCUCGCUCCUUGAAUCCGCCCUAACUCGUCUGCUCGAAGCACGUCAUGUAUCUGAGAACACUUCCCUGGCCACCGAAAAUCCCGAGGCCUGUGCUAAAUUCUGGCGCCAGCUGCAAACGCUCCUGAAGAAUAUGCUUGCUUCAGCACGACGAAACGCGUGGGUUCAGGUCCGAGGCUGGUCCGGCGUCGUGCGACUGACUCGCGGUGGUGAGGCUGGAUGCGGCGGCAAGCUCGAGCUGCAGUUGGGAGGCGCGUGGUCGCGAGUUAGGGACGCCGGUGAGAAGGGUUUAUCGUGGGGAGCUCGCCGGCGGCUAGGGUUGCCGGAGGAUGUCCGGAAAUCUGGUCGAAAAAAAUGA
Messenger RNA from Striga hermonthica, 3051 nucleotides. The record is from the annotation of a GenBank genome assembly. NCBI's taxonomy places the organism in Eukaryota, Viridiplantae, Streptophyta, Magnoliopsida, Lamiales, Orobanchaceae.